Messenger RNA from Chrysemys picta bellii (western painted turtle), 1995 nucleotides. RefSeq lists its product as uncharacterized. The record is from RefSeq and is a predicted model, not a curated record. Lineage: Eukaryota; Metazoa; Chordata; Testudines; Emydidae.
ACGCUUGCUGUUUGACACUGGAGGACUUAGUGGGGGGAGGAUGUCACCCUUUAUUUGGGCUGAAAUAGGUUUCAAAUGCAUAACAAGGCACUCAAAGUGCACAGGCGGGUUUAAAACACCGAGCCCCAGAAGAAUGAUAUACAGCCUGCGUAGGAACGACAGUUUGUGGCUUUCCUGCUAGGCGCCUAGUAGAAAACAAGUGAUCUCUCGGACAGUCGCUGUUAGACACGCCGAGGCGCUGAGACGCCAUAACUCUCGCAGGGCGGGUCUAAAACUAUGCAGCGGCCAUAUUCAGUCUCCCCUGCAGAAUCACAGAAAAACGAGACCUCUUGUGUUUCAUGGGGUCCCUGCUUCCAGGGGACGACUGAGAUGCUUAAAACAAAGCACCCGCUAAUGUGCUUUGCGUGAGGCAGAGAGGCGCACAGUGACUGACACAGAGCGCUGGAGGAAUGGGGGAUAAAAACUAUUUCUUCAAAAUAACACAGCGACGAAGAUUGCCCUCUCUUAAACGUGUUUGAGGGCGUUCCUUGGCAUAGGACGUACAAAUGCGGACACGUGUAACGGAUCGAUUUCUCGCCAUCCCACUCGCGGUGCCGUCUGGAUUGUUUGGAAGGCUUUUUUUUUCACUGGGGGGCCCUGCAGGAAUUUUGCGGAAUGUCCAGCGUCCGGAUUGAUACGCUUUGCGCAGGAGGAGGCAGGGUCAAGGGGCGGGCCUGCUUAGGGGGUGCCCGAAUGACCAUGUGGGCGCGAGACUCAGAAUUCAUCAUGGCGGGAUACAGUGCCACGAGGGGUAAAAACCAAACCCAUCUCUUUGCCUUUGCAAGCAUCGCCUUUAAAGUCGUCGUCUUACUCGGGUGCGCUGGGCAAGCCGUACCGGACACCCGCCCCAGCCAAUGUCAACAGGACAUCCCUCUGUCUGUGCCCGAGGGUGGUGGCGCGCAACAGCCCCUUAACCUCACGGAGCGCUUUGCCCAGCUCUCCUGGUACGAUGCCUUGGCUGGGACAUGGGUGCCGAUAGCCGUCAUCCGUCCAGGGAAAUCAAACCCACUCAACAGCUCCUUCGCCAGGCACAUAUCCAUGUCCAACAGAUGGCUCACCGUGACGAACGCCAGCAAAGCCAUUGCAGGGGUGUAUAAGAUCGAAUCUGAGAUGAACAAAAACAAGUGUCUGGUUUUCAUCCGUCUGAUUGUAACAGAGCCUGCACCAACCUCAGCUCCGGUAUCCCAGGUGGCCCUGGUCAGCAGCGGGACGGCAGCUGCGGAGCCUGGAUCUUGGUCCAGCCGUAUUGCCGUGGUGGUGGUGCCGGUGGUGGGGUCAGUGAUGGUGGCGGCGCUGUUGAUAUGGCAGAUAAAGAAUAUUGCUCGCUACGUGCGCUCGUUCGGCAGCCGUCAUGAUUUCCCUGCCAGAGCCGCCCCGUCCCAGCAGGCCAGCGACUCAGGCCCCAUGCAGGAGCUGGCAGAGCUGACGCAGCUGGAGGACGCCAGAGGUGGGGACCGAUUGCAAGCGCUGCGGGGCCCGGACUGCUGCCAUGCUGGUUUUAACAGCGCUCACCCUACGGAGACGGGCAUUAUUAUCCACAGCGGUGCAUCCACUCACGACUACCGUUCAGCAGCGCCUGGCCUUGUUUCCCAGCUCUGGACUCACUCCUAAUUGCACCCAGCCAGGGGUGAGGGGUGUGUGUGUGGGGGAAACUGGUCUGAUUCUCCCCAGGAGGGGGUGGUAAAUAAACCAGUACGUGGAUAAAACCAAAGGGGCAAACUACCGAGCAGUCGGGCAACGAGCACAGGAGACGGCCAAUGGGCGAGCUGCUACAAGGCUGGGCGCAGGCGGGUCCCACCUCCGGAGGCUGACCAGGAAUGUAUUCUGAGCACCAAACAGAGGCAGGAGACUGAAGAAUUUGUUCUACCGAUAGAAUAAAAACCUGCAGGAUCUUAUUAAGAGGGAUAAGGCAAAGAUGCCACAUUUAUUGUAAAUAUAAUGAUAAAGCAAAAGAUA